CGGCGGCACCUGGAGGCGGCCGCGGCAUCCCCGCCCGGCCCGGCGGAGGAGGCGGGGGAAGCGGGGCUGCCGCGCGCUGCCGCAUGUGCCUGGAGCGGAGCCGGAGCGGGCAGCGUGAGCCAUGGCGGAGCAUGGCGCCCCGGCGCCCGCCAUCCCCAACGGCGAGUGCGCCGCCCGCCGCCCCGGCAACAAGGUGACCGUGGUGCUGGGGGCCCAGUGGGGCGACGAAGGCAAAGGCAAGGUGGUGGACCUGCUGGCGCAGGACGCGGACAUCGUCUGCAGGUGCCAGGGAGGCAAUAAUGCAGGGCAUACAGUUGUUGUGGAUUCUGUGGAGUAUGACUUUCAUCUUCUGCCAAGUGGGAUCAUCAAUCCAAAAGUCACUGCAUUCAUUGGAAAUGGUGUUGUCAUUCAUUUGCCAGGACUCUUUGAAGAAGCUGAAAAAAACUUAAAGAAAGGAAAAGUACUAGAAGGCUGGGAAAAAAGACUAAUAAUUUCUGACAGAGCUCAUAUUGUAUUUGAUUUCCACCAAGCUGCUGAUGGCAUCCAAGAACAACAGAGGCAAGAACAAGCGGGAAAGAAUUUGGGAACUACCAAAAAAGGAAUUGGUCCAGUAUAUUCUUCAAAAGCAGCUCGAAGUGGACUCAGAAUGUGUGAUCUUGUUUCCGAUUUUGAUGAAUUUUCUGAGAGGUUCAAAGUGUUAGCCAAUCAAUACAAAGCGAUAUAUCCGACCUUAAAGAUAGAUAUUGAAGGGGAACUGGAAAAGCUCAAGGGCUACAUGGAAAAAAUAAAACCAAUGGUAAAGGAUGGUGUUUAUUUCAUGUAUGAGGCUUUACAUGGACCACCAAAGAAGAUCUUAGUAGAAGGUGCAAAUGCAGCACUGCUGGACAUAGAUUUUGGCACAUACCCUUUUGUGACUUCAUCAAACUGCACAGUUGGAGGUGUUUGUACAGGUCUGGGAAUGCCACCGCAGAACGUCGGGGAAGUGUAUGGAGUUGUGAAAGCUUACACAACAAGAGUUGGAAUUGGUGCCUUUCCUACAGAACAAAAUAAUGAAAUUGGAGAAUUGCUGCAAACGAGAGGCAAAGAGUUUGGUGUUACCACUGGUAGAAAGAGAAGAUGUGGCUGGCUGGACCUUGUGUCACUCCGAUAUGCCUACAUGAUUAAUGGAUUUACUGCAUUGGCACUUACCAAAUUGGAUAUCUUGGAUGUAUUUCCAGAAAUCAAAGUUGGUGUUGCAUACAAACUAGAUGGUGAAGUCAUACCUCAUUUUCCUGCCAACCACGAAGUCUUAAAUAAAGUAGAGGUUCAGUAUGAGACACUCCCAGGAUGGGAUACAGACAUCUCAAAUGCAAGGACGUUUGAUGAGCUGCCUGUAAAUGCACAAAAUUAUGUUCGCUUUAUAGAAAUGGAGUUGGGUGUUCCUGUUAAAUGGAUCGGAGUAGGGAAAUCCAGGGAAUCAAUGAUCCAGCUGUUUUAAAGAUUUCAGAUGCAUGGAAGAAAGCACACUCCUCAAAAGACUGCUCAUUCUUAAAUGCAUUAGUAGCCCGCAAAGCAAAGAUGUUGGAAAGAUAGAUUUUUGCAUGGAAAGAAAUGCUAGAGUUGAUACCCCUAAAUCAAUCGCUACUCCUGAAAGAGACAUUAACAUGAACCUGCAUCAGUUCUUCUUCAACUGCAAUUUCCAGGACAUUUGUCAUUGUUGUUCGAGGUGCCAUCAGAUUUUUUUUCUUUACCUAAUAUUUACUUCAUAAUGUAAUUCCUGUUUGAAAAUCUAAGGUAGCAUUACUUUCAUGUCUAUUUGUCUUUGUUAUCCUCUCUCUGCUUUUGGCGGUGUUACUUCCCUGAAAUUUUAGACAGUAAAAGUAAUGCAGUUUUGCACAGAUAGUUUUACAUCCUCAUUAUUUGUAUUCCUAAAGCUGUUGUUUUCUUAAUAGCUGCUCUUGUGAGUGAUUAAAGAGGGGAAUUCUGAUUUUAUAAUGCUAUAAAUGCUGUCUAAAUUAUUGUGUGAUCUGUUUUUUAAAAAACGAUGUGAUGCCAAGUUGUUAAGAAUGUCCAGGUUUUUUUAGCUGUGUAACAGGAAACUUACUCUUUGUAACUCACAGAGGACACUCAAGUGUUUACCAGGAGGUGUGCCCAGAAAGUUAGGAAAUUGAUAUUGUAAAAAGUUCAUUUGCGAUUAUUAAAGAACUGUUCUGAUUUUGAGUUAAA
This is a messenger RNA of Apus apus (common swift), 2205 nucleotides long. RefSeq names its product adenylosuccinate synthase 2 (gene ADSS2). Gene Ontology annotation, molecular function: GTP binding; adenylosuccinate synthase activity. The record is from RefSeq and is a predicted model, not a curated record. The transcript has 13 exons. Gene Ontology annotation, biological process: 'de novo' AMP biosynthetic process; IMP metabolic process. Lineage: Eukaryota; Metazoa; Chordata; Aves; Apodiformes; Apodidae. Bases 122 to 1477 code for a protein of 451 amino acids. Gene Ontology annotation, cellular component: cytoplasm.